AUGCUACCUUUUCUUUUCCCCUCGUUCCCUGCCUGGAGGGGCGUCGCUGCUUCUCAUUAUGCAUCCAUUGUGCCGGUCGGGAAGAAUGUAGGAGAUAUUCGUACGAGCGUGAUUUUGCCGAAGAAAAAAAUGUAUACAACCCUUCACCCAUAUGGUCAACCUCUCUCCUUUUCUAAUACUGGCUUUCACCUACAAGAGGAGCAACUUCCGACCCUCCACCGCGAGAGAAACGGCAGCAAUAACGCUAUGCCGUUGAAGUUUGUUCACCAAACCGACAGACACGGCAGUGAUGUAUCACUGGCGCUGCUUUGCAAACUGAGACACGAAGGCGAUGCCGUCCUUAGGUCAUAUACCGCCAGCGGUAUUAGCAGCAGCGAACAAAGGCACAGACCAUUGAGGUCUCUGCCACAUGCCAGGGAAAUGUUACACAACUAUGAAGUGGCGGCCAUGGAGCCGUCUCGCCUCCCGCUCUUGCCAGCAUGCAGUACAGUCGUCAAUGCAACGACACACAGAGAGGGAGAGCACUCUUGUCCAGGAGCCGGCUCCUUUUCUGAAGAGGUGGAGCCUCCACCACUAUUGCGACCACUGCAGGUGACCACCGUGAUUCAGUGGCUGUUCAUCAAGCAUGGGGAGUUUCUAUUGAUGCUCACACCACGGUGCUGUGCCCCUGGUGCCUGUGGUAGCCGUUCAAAGCUGCUUCAGCGGGCGCUUGCGGGUAGUACCAUUAGAACAACUUGGCAUGACGCCCUCUCCGUAUUUCAUUGUGCGUCUCGGGCGGUCACUUUGCCCCCCGCUGCAGAGCUUCUUGUCGACGAACCGACCCUACCUUCAGCCAUUCAAUUGGUGAAGCCGCAGUGGUCCGCUCCACAUUCCGCUGAUGAGGCUGCCGCUAUUCUUGAUGGGCCCAUUAUCCCACACACUAGCCUGCUGAGUAGUGGUAAUGGGCGGUCACGACUUCAAUCUUCGAUGCGGCGGUGUCUGCUACUCGAGAGUGUGAUAGAAGCAACUCGGUUAGGAUCGACUGUGACGUCUCUACAGUGCCACAUCAAGGAAGUUGCCUUGCACGGUGGGUCGAAUUGUCAAAGGACGGGAGUCGCGGAUCCGCAGUUUCCACAGCAGCCUCCUUUGAGGGUGGGAAAUGAAGUCGAGGUGCUUUUUGGAGUGAAAGAUGUGGGGACCGGGGGAAAGGAGCUCCAACGCAUAGUUGUGCCCUACACCACGCAUGACCGCGAUUGUGAUCCAGCCUUCUCACAUGACAGACGAAAUUAUCGGCGUCGCAGGCACGCAAAGCGUGGUGGUGCGUUGAGGCGGGCAUCCGAGCAGUGGGUAGUGCCAGCCAUAUCGCAGAAUGCGGAGCUCAAGCUUCCUGACGGAAAGCAACUGCGUCGCACACUCACACUUCGUAACAUUGCAGCCGAAAACCUCAGAGGGAGAACAACCUCUGUAAUGAACGAGCUGAGGGAGCUUAAGGACAACCAAUCGUUUUGUGAUGGGACUUUCCCUAACGGCGGUAAAAAACGCCCCCUUCGUCACCGCUACUUCCCAGGUUUGUGGCUGUUCGUGGGGACGUCCGCUGCUCAGCUGUGCUCUGAGCUUGCGGCCAGCUCGGUAUCACGUGGGAUUUCACACCCCCUGAAGGGGCUGCCACCGGUGGGACGGAUUACUGACUGUGAUGAGCAGGUGGGGAAUAAAUUCCGGUGUUGGCAUUCACUGGGAGAGCGGCCACUAUCGCCAUGGAGCGAAGCGGGUGCCAGCACGAACACUGUGCCUGACUUUAGUGAAUUGUGGAUACCACUUGCUGUGGCUGUGGGUUCCGAUGGUAAUUGCGAAGCGGGCAGCGAUUCUAAAAGAGGUCGCGUCCCUCUGAAUAUCUGCAGCAGCGGUAAGGGCGCUAGCUAUGACGUCAAUGCUGACAAGAGCAACAUUUACUGUUACUUGGAUUGUUGUAGCGCAGAAGAGGUAAGAAUGUUUCCCCCACGGGUCUUCUCGCGUUGGGAGGAACUACAAUGCUUCAAGGUCUUGAGCGAUGGAUGCUUAGGCCAACAGCCUCCACGUCUUGUAAUCCACGAGAUGAACAAUGAAGGGAGACAAGAUGUGAUCGAAAAGUGGUACAACGCAGCCUACGAGCACGACGUGUGUACAAUGCCGCUUCCCUACCGCGGUGCUGCUACUGUUGCCGAUGACGCCAAACUUCAUUAUUGUUAUCGCCUCGCACUCCAUCGGGAGAGACGCCGGCUUGGGUUUGACGCCGUCUAG
Trypanosoma brucei brucei TREU927 is the source of this 2256-nucleotide messenger RNA. RefSeq lists its product as hypothetical. Lineage: Eukaryota; Euglenozoa; Kinetoplastea; Trypanosomatida; Trypanosomatidae. The coding region runs from base 1 to 2256 and encodes 751 amino acids. The record is from RefSeq and is a predicted model, not a curated record. The transcript has a single exon.